Messenger RNA from Gastrolobium bilobum, 1358 nucleotides. RefSeq names its product protein MOS2-like. The record is from RefSeq and is a predicted model, not a curated record. Bases 65 to 1198 code for a protein of 377 amino acids. Gene Ontology annotation, cellular component: spliceosomal complex. The transcript is spliced from 2 exons. Gene Ontology annotation, biological process: mRNA splicing, via spliceosome. Lineage: Eukaryota; Viridiplantae; Streptophyta; Magnoliopsida; Fabales; Fabaceae. Gene Ontology annotation, molecular function: nucleic acid binding.
AAAACAUCGUACACCCUCAGUUUAAGACUAACUCGUUUAAUUUUGGAAACAAAACAAGAAAAUCAUGAAGCUGUUCUUCUCCGUCCCCACCUCAAAAUCAAAACCGAACUCCACCAACGAAGAAGACAACAACACCUCGAAACAGUUCUUCACAGAAUUCGACCCUUCGAAAUCUAAAUCUCCAACAACUAAAACCCUUAUUAUCCCCCCAAUCCAAAACGAAUGGAUUCUCGUCAACAAAAUGAACAACCUCGCAUUCGAGCACGACACCUCCUCCUCCGCCGAAUCCGGUUCCGAUUUGGCGUACGGUCUCAACCUCCGUCGCGUUCGGGCAGAGGCGGCAUCGCUGCAGAAGCUGAAGGACGAUUUGAAGAGGCUGCCGGACGAUCAGGGGUUCGACGAGUUUAAGGAUGUCCCUGUGGAGGGUUUCGGAGCGGCUCUGCUCGCCGGUUACGGGUGGUCCCCAGGGAUGGGGAUAGGGAAGAAUGCGAAGGAGGAUGUGAAGGUUGUGCAGUUCGAGAGAAGAACCACCAAGGAAGGCUUGGGUUUUGUUAGAAUGGUUGCGACUAAUCAUGAUGCUGAAUUGGGUUCAGUACAAGAAGACAAGUGCUUGAACGAAUUGAAGGACUUGAAGAUCCACACAAGGGAUGUUAAUGGGGUUGAUUUUGAGGUUGAAGAGAAGAGAGUGGAUCUUAAUGGGGAUAGUGACAAGCAAGAGAUUGAGAAGAAGGAGGUUUUUUGGCUCACAAGUCACCUAUGUAGCACCGAUACCGACAUGGAACACGUGACACGACACGAUACGACAUUCCGAUACGUUAAUUCUAAAUGUCGGUGCUUCAUAGCAAGUCACAUUCGGGUUAGGGUGAUUAGCAGAGAUUUUAAAGGGGGGCGCUUGUAUUUGAAGAAGGGGGAGAUUCUUGAUGUUGUUGGGCCUACUACUUGUGAUGUAUCUAUGGAUGAGACCAAGGAGGUCGUUCAAGGGGUGUCUCGAGAUGUUCUCGAGACGGUUAUCCCGCCAUGUGGGGGAUAUGUUCUGGUAUUGUAUGGUAAGCAUAAAGGUGCCUUUGGGAGUCUGGUUGAGAAGGAUUUGGACCUGGAACUUGGCAUUGUUAGGGAUGCUGAUACACAUGAGCUGCUCAAUGUGAAACUCGAACAGAUUGCAGAGUAUGUAGGGGACCCGAGCUUCUUGGGAUAUUGAUUAUAUUCUAUGCAUUGCAGGACUCCCACAUGGAGAAACAAAUUUACUUACAAGUAUGCAUCUUGGGAAUUUCAAAUGUUUGUUUCUUUAACACCUGGAUAUGAUUUAAGGAUAAAAUUGUAUGUGUUGCUUGGGAACUUUGCAGUUUGUUGAUGGUGGA